AUUCACACUCCCACCCGAAGUAGACAUUUCCGAUUUCAAAACUUCUAGCGACGAUGAAAACAACCCGGAGGACAUUGAAGCUGGAACUCGAAAGAAGGUUCAUAUAGAGCCCACAUGGCCAAUUUAUAUGAAGUUCACAGAUGUGACAUACAAGGUUGUUCUUAAAGGUGUCAGGACAACAGUAGAGAAGGAUAUCUUAAAUGGGAUUACAGGUUCAGUGAAUCCAGGAGAAGUUUUGGCAUUAAUGGGACCAUCAGGCAGUGGAAAGACCACCCUUCUAAGUCUGCUUGGUGGAAGACUAAGUGUCCCUGCUCAGGGUGGCUCUAUUACUUACAAUGAUCAGCCAUAUUCCAAGUCCCUAAAACGCAGGAUAGGAUUCGUAACUCAAGACGACGUUCUAUUUCCUCACCUUACAGUGAGAGAAACAUUAACAUAUGCAGCUCUUCUGCGAUUGCCAAAAAAACUGACAAGACAACAGAAAGAAGAACGAGCCAAGAAUGUCAUCUACGAGCUUGGCUUGGAGAGGUGUCAAGACACUAUGAUUGGAGGCUCGUUUGUGAGGGGAGUUUCAGGUGGUGAGAGGAAAAGAGUGUGUAUCGGCAGUGAGAUUCUAAUCAACCCUUCAGUUCUGUUUCUCGAUGAGCCAACCUCUGGCUUGGAUUCAACGACAGCUCUUAGGAUUGUUCAGAUGUUACAUGACAUUGCUGAGGCUGGCAAAACAGUGGUGACUACAAUCCAUCAGCCAUCCAGCAGAUUGUUCCACAAGUUUGACAAAUUGAUCCUUCUCGGGAAAGGGUGCUUACUCUACUUCGGAAAGGCAUCGGAGGCAAUGGUUUAUUUCUCUUCCAUAGGAUGCUCCCCUCUCAUUGCCAUGAAUCCAGCAGAAUUCCUGCUAGAUCUAGCAAAUGGAAAUAUAAAUGAUGUUUCCGUACCAUCAGAAUUAGAGGAUAAAGUGCAGAUGGGAGACACAGAAACUGAAACAAGAAAUGGAAAGCCAUCUCCUACAGUGGUGCAUGAGUACCUUGUCGAGGCCUAUGAGACAAGGGUGGCAGAGAAUGAGAAGAAGAAACUCAUGAUGCCGAUACCCAUCAACGAAGAAUUCAAGUCGAAGGUAAUGAGAGAAUGGGGGGCAAGCUGGUGGGAACAGUAUUCCAUCCUGUUUCAGAGAGGCAUCAAAGAAAGGCGGCAUGAUUACUUAAGCUGGUUGAGAAUCACCCAAGUUCUUGCCACAGCUAUUAUUUUAGGUUUGCUCUGGUGGCAGUCAGAUGGUACUACCCUGAAAGGACUCCAAGAUCAGGCAGGAUUGCUGUUCUUCAUCUCUGUUUUUUGGGGCUUCUUUCCUGUUUUCACAGCAAUCUUCACAUUCCCUCAAGAGAGAGCCAUGAUAAACAAGGAACGAGCAGUUGACAUGUACAAACUAAGUGCAUAUUUUCUUGCUAGGACAACAAGUGAUCUGCCUCUUGACCUCUUCCUACCUGUACUUUUCCUUCUCGUUGUUUACUUCAUGGCAGGCUUGACAUUGAGUGUUGGCCCAUUCUUCCUAAGCAUGCUUACUGUGUUCCUUUGCAUUAUAGCAGCUCAGGGGCUUGGACUGGCUAUUGGCGCUACGCUGAUGGAUGUAAAGAAGGCAACAACUCUGGCUUCUGUAACUGUGAUGACAUUUAUGUUGGCUGGUGGCUUUUUUGUUAAGAGAGUUCCAGUGUUCGUAACAUGGAUCCGUUAUAUUUCUUUCAACUAUCAUACUUACAGGCUUCUUCUCAAGGUGCAGUACAAUAAUAAAACUCCUUCCAUAUAUGGAACGAAACUGGACUGUGGUCUUACAGAAGUAGUUGCCUUAGUUAUCAUGGUUUUCGGAUACCGUAUUCUGGCAUACCUCUCAUUGCGGAAAAUGAAGCUCUGAUUUUGACCUUCAAUUAGUAAGGAGGAUCAUGAGCAGAGUUAUCAACAAUCAUUAGAAAUCACUUCUUUUCUCACAAUUUUGCUACUCAGUGACUUAAUGGAAAAGGU
Molecule: messenger RNA, 2007 nt
Organism: Telopea speciosissima
Lineage: Eukaryota; Viridiplantae; Streptophyta; Magnoliopsida; Proteales; Proteaceae
Product: ABC transporter G family member 22-like
Exons: 10
Coding region: 128-1900 (590 amino acids)
Cellular component (GO): membrane
Molecular function (GO): ABC-type transporter activity; ATP binding; ATP hydrolysis activity
Source: RefSeq, a predicted model, not a curated record